AGCUGUUGCUUAAUGUCAAGGUUGAACGGAGCCAUCUUGCUAUCGCUUCAGAAGAUUUAUUAAAAAUAACCUUUUAUUAAUUUCCUCCUACAUCUUUAGAGGACGAUUGUAAGUAAUUUAAUUUUUCGGAUCUAAGUAUAUACUAAAACCGGUUCAAUCAAACAAUUGAGAGUAUUAUCAUUUUGUUAAAAAAAUAAAACGUCUAUUUAAUCACAAUAUUGUUGUUUUUUGUUAUAAAAAAGGCGCAGGAAAGAUGACGGAUUCGAAGUACUUUACAACUACGAAAAAAGGAGAAAUCUUUGAACUGAAAGCAGAAUUGAAUUGCGAGAAGAAAGAUAGAAAGAGAGAGGCUGUUAAAAAAGUAAUAGCUAGCAUGACAGUUGGGAAAGAUGUCAGCGCCUUAUUUACCGAUGUCGUCAACUGCAUGCAAACUGAUAAUUUGGAGCUAAAGAAGCUAGUCUAUCUUUAUUUAAUGAAUUAUGCUAAAAGUCAACCUGAUUUGGCUAUUUUAGCUGUAAACACAUUUGUUAAGGAUUGCGAUGAUUCAAACCCAUUGAUAAGAGCAUUGGCAGUUAGAACUAUGGGCUGCAUUAGGGUCGAUAAAAUAACUGAAUACUUGUGCGAACCGCUUAGAAAAUGCUUGAAGGAUGAGGAUCCAUACGUUAGGAAAACAGCUGCAGUAUGCGUUGCAAAACUACAUGAUAUAAAUUCACAACUUGUUGAGGAUCAAGGAUUUUUGGACAUGCUUAAGGAAUUAGUGUCCGAUUCUAAUCCAAUGGUAGUUGCUAAUGCUGUAGCUGCUAUUUGCGAAAUUCUUGAUGUAUCGGAUUUGGAUUCAAGCCACGAUACUCUUCGCAUAGACUCGCACAUUAUCAACAAACUAUUGACAGCUUUGAAUGAAUGUACAGAAUGGGGACAAAUUUUUAUUCUAGACGCCAUAUCUUCCUACAAUCCUGAAGAUGAGAGGGAAGCGGGAACAAUUUGCGAUAGAGUAAUUCCUAGACUAGCUCACGCCAAUAGCGCAGUCGUUCUAUCGGCCAUAAAAGUGAUUAUGAAGCUGAUUGACAUGUUAGAUACCAACUCGGACCAGGUUUCGAUUCUUAUUAAGAAAAUGUCUCCACCGCUAGUCACCUUAUUAUCGGCUGACUCGGAAACUCAAUUUGUAGCCUUAAGAAACAUUAAUUUAAUUAUUCAAAAGAGGCACGACGUUCUGAAGCAUGAAAUGAAGGUGUUCUUUGUCAAAUAUAACGAUCCUAUUUAUGUCAAAUUGGAAAAGCUAGACAUUAUGAUAAGAUUAACGAACCAAUCAAAUAUUGCGCAAGUUUUGGCUGAACUGAAAGAGUAUGCGACCGAAGUAGAUGUUGACUUUGUCAGGAAGUCGGUUAGAGCGAUUGGACGUUGUGCAAUUAAGGUGGAAGUAGCUGCUGAGAGAUGUGUUAGCACUUUACUCGAACUUAUUCAGACCAAGGUCAACUAUGUUGUUCAAGAAGCUAUAGUUGUCAUUAAAGAUAUUUUUAGAAAAUAUCCAAAUAAAUACGAGAGUAUCAUAUCGACUUUAUGCGAAAAUCUAGAUACUUUAGACGAACCAGAAGCAAGGGCUAGCAUGAUUUGGAUAAUAGGAGAAUACGCCGAGAGAAUAGACAACGCUGACGAACUGUUGGAAGGCUUUCUCGAAGGAUUUACUGAUGAAAGUGUACAAGUACAAUUACAACUAUUGACAGCAAUUGUUAAAUUAUUUUUGAAACGACCAACUGAAACACCUAGCGAAUUGGUACAGCAAGUACUCUCUUUGGCAACUCACGAAUCUGAUAAUCCGGAUUUGCGAGAUCGUGGAUAUAUUUAUUGGAGAUUAUUGUCAUCCGAUCCUCAAGCUGCAAAGGAGGUUGUCCUCUCCGAAAAACCUUUGAUUAGUGAAGAAACCGAAAUGGUGGAACCAUCUCUUUUGGAUGAAUUAAUUUGUCACAUAUCGACGCUAGCUUCAGUCUUUCAUAAACCAUCAUCUGCUUUUGUUGAAGGUAAAAGUACGGUUAUUAAGAAGCUAACAAGAUCUGUAACGCCCGUACAAACAACUGAUGAACAAAUACCAGAGAAAACUAAGCAAGUUAAACAACCUCCCAGUAAUGAUUUAAUAGAUGACUUAUUACAAAUGGACUUCACACCAGCUCCUAAACAACCCGCCCCGUCUAAUACUACUAGCUGUGACUUGUUGAAUAGCUUAGAUUUAAUAGGCGACAGCCAACCAGCAGCCUUAACAACAACUCCUGUUCAAGUGUUGGCACCAGUACCUGUUUCUGUACCAAUUGCUGCACCACCAAGUAAUAUUUUAGACGAUUUGGAUAUUCUGGGUGGGAUAACAAGCGCACCGUCUCCGAUAGUACCUCCUGCUUUCCAAAUGCAAGGACAAGCUUCAUUAUCCGGCAAUUCCUUUUCUGCUCAUCCGUUUGUAUCACCAACGCAAGUUUGGCUACCGAUGUCGAAAGGAAAAGGACUAGAGCUUAGCGGCAUCUUCAGAAGAAAGGACGGUCAAGUUUAUAUGGAUAUUACUUUUUCGAAUAAGGGUGUUCAGCCUUUAUCGAAUUUUGCUAUUCAAUUUAACAAGAAUAGUUUCGGUUUAGUCCCAGGUCAACAAAUAUCGCAAAUUAACACGAUUGCGCCGAAUACUUCGACAAAUUUCUCCUUGCCGGUCAAUACAAAUGGACCGAUUCACAAAACUGAACCAUUAACAACAUUGCAAGUGGCGAUAAAAAACAGUCUCGACAUAUUUUAUUUCACCACUCAGAUUCCAAUGCACGUUCUUUUCAUUGAAGAUAUUGACGUAAAUAAAUCGUUCUACUUGAACGCCUGGAAGGAAAUACCAGCAGCCAAUGAAGCUCAAACUACCCUUUCAAACAUUCAAUUCAGCACUUUUGAUAUUUUAGCCAAAUUAAAUGCUAAUAACAUAUUCACUAUUAACAAGCAACGAAUUGGAGAGGAGGAUAUUGUCUAUCUUGCUUCAAAAUUGACUAAUGGUAUAUUUAUCAUGAUCGAAUUGAAGAUUCUCCAAUGUAAUAUUACGAUUUCUCUGCGAUCUCGUGUCACUCAAGUUUAUCCAGACGUAAAGAAUGCUGUCUGUGGUAUAAUUAACUGUGCCUAAUAUACAUUCCACUAAAUUGAGAAAAUAAUAUGUGUUUUGAAUGUUAAAAUAUAUUUCUAUAUACAGA
Dimorphilus gyrociliatus is the source of this 3200-nucleotide messenger RNA. Lineage: Eukaryota; Metazoa; Annelida; Polychaeta; Dinophilidae. The record is from the annotation of a GenBank genome assembly.